AUGUGCCUCUCACAUGUACGUGCCAAAAUUACUGAGAUCUUAGCUUAUCUCGAGCGUCCAAAGUUUUCUAAAAGAACAAAGGCCAUGUUGGAUAAAGAAGCGCUAUUGCCUGUGGACACCCCCCUAAUGCCUCCCCAGCCUCGCCGCCGUCUACGUCGAAUAGAUGCUGCUCUAUUUGCUGUUCUCCUGAUCGUCGCCUGUUUUGUUGGUGCUCGUCCGCCCUCUGUGCGCACUUCUAAUCCACUGUGGCUUUCGACGGACACGCGACGCUUUCAAUAUUUGACGUAUAACGAUAUAAACAAGACCAAACGCCAAUCCGGAUACAGCAUUAAGUACUCAUCUCGAGGUUUUGAGAUUGAUGGGAGGCAAACGCUGCUGCUUGGAGGUUCCAUUCAUUACCCACGGAGCACUCCGGGCCAAUGGGAGCAGCUACUGAGAGACGCCAAGCGAGACGGCCUCAACCACAUUGAGAUGUAUGUGUUUUGGAAUUUGCACGAGCAAAAGCGAGGAGUGUUUAAUCUCGAGGGUAAUGCCAAUAUUACAAGAUUUUACGAACUAGCAGCAAAAGUGGGUUUAUUCUUGCAUGUGCGAUUUGGUCCGUAUGUGUGUGCGGAGUGGAGCAAUGGAGGUCUACCAGUGUGGCUCAAUUUCAUUUCUGGGAUGAAAGUACGCUCGAGCAACGCUCCAUGGCAAAGUGAAAUGGAGAGAUUUGUUCGAUAUAUGGUGGACUUAUCGAGACCUUUCUUGGCAGAAAAUGGUGGGCCGAUUAUAAUGGCGCAAAUUGAGAACGAGUUUGCAUGGCAUGAUCCCGAGUAUAUUGAGUGGUGCGGCGAUCUUGUGCAGCGUUUAAAUACUUCCAUUCCAUGGGUCAUGUGCUACGCCAACGCAGCUAAGAAUACUAUUCUCACGUGUAAUGGUAAUGACUGCGUCGACUUUGCGAUAAAGCAUGUGAAGGAGCGCCCGUCAGACCCGCUUGUGUGGACUGAAGACGAAGGCUGGUUUCAAACGUGGCAGAAGGAUAGAAAAAAAUUGUUGCCAAGUGACCAGCGAACUCCCGAAAAUGUGGCGUAUGCUGUUGCUCGAUGGUUUGCGAUCGGUGGUGCUGCACAUAACUACUAUAUGUAUCAUGGCGGUAACAAUUACGGCAGGGCUGCUUCUGCUGGAGUGACUAACAUGUAUGCAGACGGAGUAAAUCUUCAUUCAGAUGGCUUGAGCAAUGAGCCAAAACGAUCUCAUUUGCGCAAGCUUCACGAAUCCCUAAUUGAGUGCAAUGAUAUAUUACUGCUCAAUGACCGGCAAUUGCUGAAUCCGCAUAGCCUGUUACAUGCAAGCCAGCAGUCUACUGGAUCUUCGUCACAGCAACGAGCUUUCGUAUACGGGCCAAAGGACGGAUCUGGCCAGGUGGCAUUUUUAGAAAACAUGGCUAAAAAGGGGGUAACUGUAGUUUACGAGCGCAGAAAAUACGACCUCGCGCCGUACUCGAUGUUGAUUCUCAAGGACGGAGUGCCGCUUUAUGACACUGCAGACGUACAAAAGUCAUUUCCAGGCCAUCAAUAUCGAUCGUACAAAUCGCUGGUAGAAGCUAUCACUUUGAAAUGGAAAACGUGGACCGAGCUUGAUUUAUCACCGUCAACCCUAAGGAAACGGGUGGUGGCCAUGCGGCCUUUCGAGCAACUUCGGUUGACAGCAGACCAAUCCGACUAUUUGACUUAUGAAACCAUAUUCACGUUGAAGCAACUGAAUGGACACACUGGUGAUAACAAUGAUGACGCAGGGACGUUGACGGUAACAUCAUGCGAGGCCACCAGUAUCAUUGCUUUCAUCGACAACUGGCCUAUCGGUGAGAAACAUCUAGCAUACCCUGGUGGAAACUGCUCCCAAGAGUUCUUAUUUCAUUUGCCAGCGAAUAUUGAUGUUGGCCGGAAGCAUUACCUAAAGCUGGUGUCGAUUAGUUUAGGGAUCUACUCAAUGGGAAGCAGUCACAGAAAAGGUAUCACGGGAAGUGUCAAAAUUGGGAACAUGAAUUUGGCAAACGACCAAGAAUGGUCGAUGUACCCGAGUCUUGUCGGUGAGCAGUUGAUGAUUUAUAGUUUGCAGUGGCUGAAUUCAGUACCAUGGACUCCGUCAACCAGCAAGCAGCAGCCAUCCAUCCUGCUCGAUUUGUUUGGACUCACACGCGGCCGUGCGUUUAUUAACGGCCAUGACUUGGGCCGCUAUUGGCUCAUUAACGAAGAGGGCGACUUUGUUCAACGCUACUACCAUGUUCCACAGGACUGGUUAUUGAAGGACCAAGAAAAUCUUCUGGUAGUAUUCGAUGAACUCGGCGGGUCAGUUGCUGACGUGCGACUCGUGUCCUCUGUGAUGGUUUUAGCAUGA
Messenger RNA from Peronospora belbahrii, 2376 nucleotides. The record is from the annotation of a GenBank genome assembly. NCBI's taxonomy places the organism in Eukaryota, Oomycota, Peronosporomycetes, Peronosporales, Peronosporaceae.